AUCAUUUUUAAUACCGGAAAUUCUGCUUUUUAAACCUUGAAACUACAGACGAAGGCUGAGAAUCGUAAAGGGGUCAUCAUUAACCACUAACAGCAAAGAUGGUUGUAGAUUCAGCUCAGGUAUUGAGCAGCUGCAGCCUCGAUCCUGACUUAGUUAACAGAGGAGUGAUGGAAAAAGACAAGGAGCAGCAGAGAUCCAGAUCUCCAUGGAUAUAUUGACCCAAGCUCAUGCAGUCUUGGCUUGCUGCUUUUCAGUAUUCAAGAAUCUGUACGGGGUACCAGAUAGUCACACAAGAUGAGCACAGAAAGUGGGGCGGAUCCACUGGGCGCACAGCCAGAUGCCAGCAAAGCCCAGCCAACUGUCACUGCCAAACAGCCCAGUACCAGCCUCAGUACAACGCCAGUCCCCACCUCAGCCAAGUACGCCACCGGUCCCGGUGACCUGCCCAGCGAGCUGAUGUGCCGUCCCCUGGGAUUGGUAGUCCUGACUGGCCUGAACACUACAUAUAAUGCAGUGCACCGGGCAAUCUGGGAUUCCUUUAGUGCCAACCGGAGGCCGGACAGGGUGCCUCUGUACUUCAAGGCGUGGCCAGCUGAUCACGAAUAUCCAAAAUGCAGAUCAAAGCAACGGACGUCCUAUGAGUGGUACAUUCCCAAGGGCAUCAUCAAAAGCAGUUGGAUGAAGAAGCAUCUCCAGGAAGUCCCCGCCUUGGUCGUCGUCUUCUUCGACUUGGACUGGGACGAAAACAUGUGGAAGGAGAGGCAGAUGGAAUGUGCCACAAGGGUUGAAGUUGUCAGGACCAGUCUUCAUGGCAGAGGUACCCGUGUUGCUGUUGUCCUCAUCCAGAAAAAUGCACCCUUGCCACCAGGGGAAGAUGUGAUAGCAGCUGAGCGAGCAGCAGCCCUGUGCGCAGCUUGUGAGCUCUCUGCAAAGUCCCUCUUUGUCCUGCCCUGUGUGGACCAUCUGCUGGGUUACACCAUCAGGCUGGAGAAUGCUUUCUACGAGCUGACCCAGGGGUACUACCACACUGAGGCCAGGCGGGUCAAAGCUCAUCGGGAGUUCCUCAAUAGAACCACUCAUCAGUUGCUGUUUGUGCGCCAUGCCUUCAAGUUUGCAUUCUUCAGUGAGCUUAAACAGGACACCCAUGGGGCGCUCAAACAGUACAAGGCUGCAUACACACACCUGACAGAGCUCAGAGCACAUGACACCAACAUGCUGGAGAUCAAGACUAUUGCCGGAUUCAUCAACUACAAGGUUUGCCGUCUGAGCUUCUUUCACAACACUCCUUUGGAUGCCAUCAGUCAGUUCCGCAAGCAUGUAGACCUGUUCAAGAACAAGAUAGGCUGCCAUGAGCUAGCCUUUGAGCACUCAGCCUGGAUGUCCAAACAAUUCAGCAUAUUUGGGGAGUUAUUUGAGGAGGCCAUCAAGUUGGGCUUGACGGCGAUCCAGACCCAACACCCCGGUUUCUACUACCAGCAGGCUGCCAACCAUGCCAUCGCCAGAAAGCAGCUCUGUCGAGGCCUCUGCCAUGCUGCCACAGCCAUGCCAGCUUCCAACCCUUUAGAGGAUGCAGACAGUCUAGAAUUUUUUGGUCAGCGUCCGUGGAGGCAGGGUCACCAGAGCAUUGACCCACCGGAUCCUCAGAUGGAGAGAGAAGGCAUUCUUGCCCUGCAGUAUCUGGAGUCACAGGUGGACCACUCGUGGAUUAUCAUACCAUUGUUGAGCAGUGCAGUUGCCCAGUUUAAGAAGUACAAGUCAGCACGGAUGAAGCGCUAUCUCAUGGUUCAAAUGGGGGAGGAGUACUACCAUGCCAAGGACUACAGCAAGGCGCUCACGCUACUUGGUCGCGUGACCUGGGACUACCGCCUAGAACGAUGGUGGCCACUGCUGACGUCCAUAUUGGGAACAUCACUGAGGUGUGCGUACUUGGUAGCUAGUAUAGAAGAGUAUGUCACCAUCUGCCUGGAGCUUCUUGGGAGAUAUUCCCAGAGUAGUCCAGAGGAGAGGACAAGGGUCCAGAUGAACCUGAUUCGAGUUCUUUCAAACAAUUCACCAGAGCCUGAGCCAGGCUGUGCACCAGAUGCCGUGGAGCAAGCACGCCACCUCUGGAAGACAAUGUGUAGUCCGCAGAGCACCCCCAAGGCAUUUCGAGUGGAGAUGCGUAAUCUGGUACCCUUCGUCGAAUGCAAGGCUCGUUUUACUAGCCCUCGUUUCGCUGCUGAUGAGCUGGUCAGCUUAGAAGUUUGUCUGAGGUCCUCUUGUCAGUUCCCCAUUCAGUUCUCCAAACUGGCCGUACAGUUGAGUAACCAGGCCUACAAUGCCCAGUGCAUCAUCACUGAUGGACGACCUCUGUCCUAUGUCGAGGGCGUGACCCCAACAGCUGAUUUGGAGUCCCAUGGCAACCUGUAUCUCAUGCCAGGCAAGGUCAAGCAACAUAAGUUCAAGUUUGCUGUCUUGCCUGAGGAUGUGGGUCGAAAACUGGAGAUUUCCUCCAUCUGCCUCUCCCUCGGUGAUGAGGCCAAUGCAAGAUGUGCUGUUCUCUACUGGCAGGGAGGUGGGGCUGAUGCAGCCUCACUCAUGAAUAUUCAUGAGGUGGUGACUUACACACGAGGUCCACCUAAGCCAGACCAGCUAGUGUGGGAGAGGAUUAACAUUGAGCAGACUACCAGUGUGCAUCCACGGCCUGCACGCGUUCACAUUGAGCUGGAUCAUCAGCCUCCCUGUCUUGUCAACGAGUACUACUGCAUGAAGGUGGCGAUAACCAACAACGAAGAAGAAGCCAUCACACAGCCUACAAUGUCCGUCGGAUUGCAAGAAGGACAGGAUGCAAGUUUGGAGAAGAGUACUGAAAUCAGCUUGGACCCAGACGCUUUCCUGAAGACGACUUGUCCUGGAAGGAUUAAGAACAUUGCGCUUGGGACCAUGAAGCAAUCCAAUAAGGUUGAGAAGACGGUAUACAUGCGCUGUACCCAGCUGGGCAGCCGUGUCAUCAGCGUGCGCGUUGUGUACAAUGUGGAGGUGAAGAUAGCCUCCAGCGACCGCCUGCAGCCAGUAUCCUGCACCUGCUACCAGGAGCAGUCUGUCUCCCUGCAGAGCAUCCUACCUUUUGAUGUCUCCAUUCAUCUCACCUCCCUUAAAUUCAAGCCUAUCGACUAUGUGAAUUCUGGGAGGUCUUUUCUGCUCAUGACAGACAUCAGGUGUACCUCCCCUUGGCCUGUUGCCAUUUCAAACUCCACCCUCAAAUUGAAGGAUGGAGUAAGGCCGACUGACUCUCUAGAAUCACAAAUCAGCAAUGUUGUACUGAAGAACGAGGAGCAUGCUAGCGAAUGUGUCUGUGUGCAAGCCCCAAGCCACCCUGAUAGCGGACUCAUUGCCUUGGGAAGCUGUGAGUUGGAAUGGAAAAGGGAUUCCAUCAAUGACAACCUCCCUCCGGUCAAGACGAUCCUGCCUCUUCCUGAGGUCAGCAUCCAGCCCCUGCCACUGUCCAUCGAGACAGAUAUACCAGCAUUUGGCGUGGUACGGUCACCACUGUUGGUCAAGUUCACCAUUUCCAAUCAGACGUCUGUCGUUCAGGCGAUUGAAGCCAGCGUGCAGGCUAGUGAAGCAUUCAUGUACUCCGGACACAAACUGGUGUUCUUCAGGAUCCUUCCUUCCUCCAGUCAGACGCUCUCCUACAACCUCUACCCACUGAUAGCCGGCUAUGUCCAGCUCCCCGAGCUCCAGUUAACUAUCCCACAAGCUCCUACCAUGACCAAGGACAUUGUAGCCACCAUGUUGCCAUCACACAUCUAUAUCAAGCCUCAAGGGAAAACCACAUGAGUCUGACCUGCAAGCUCAUACUUCUGUUUUCUACAUCCCUGAAACAACUGUGCAAUAUAAUUUGUAUAACUAACCAAGCACAAUAGUUACCGAAGCAUAUACUGAGUUUGGACUUUGAGUUGGAGCAGCAGUGUUGAGACACACAACCUUUCAUGGCAAGGCAAGCAGUAUCACAACAGAGGCCUUGCGUAGCCAUCUUGCAGGGCAGUUCUUUUGUUCUGCGAGGAAACCUCCUUUGUGUAUACACUGUGGAUCAAAAGCAUUGGCCGGCAAGAUGCCAGUCAUGCAAACCCUCUAUACUGUAUUUUGCCAAAAGGACUGAGGCUCCAGUCCGACUGGACUCUGUGCAUGAAUGAAAGGGGGGGGGCACUUGGUUAGUAAGCAUCAUCUCUUUUUGCCAACACAAUGGGUCUCGUGAGUAAGGUACAGAGUACCCAUGCGUAAUUUUUCAUACAAAAUGCACAAACCACGUCUUUGCAUUGGUACAACAACUCAACAGUCAUUCCAUCCCUAGUGUUGGCCCAAGACUUUCUGUUUGAUUAUAUUUGCCUCCUACACAUACAUGUACAUCCACCCUGUCGCAGUAAAAAAAAAAUGCUCGAUCAACGGAGGUCACAAUUUACCGGAUAAUGACCCCAUUCUGUAGUAACAAAUCUAUUUUUGGGAUGCAUUGUUUCCAGUGUAGUGUAAAACUGAACCCUUUUCUCAUUUUAUUAACAGUCAUAUAUACUCUCAUUUCCCUCGUUGUAACCAAUUGCCCAUUAAAAAUCAUCCCAGACACGGCAUGGCCACCUUCAACAAUUAACAUAAUUAUUGUAAUUUAACGUACAUGUUUUUGGAUUGCCUCUUCUACGAUUAAUGUUCGGCUGUACAUCCAUCAUAAUUGUACCUUCAUCAUCAUAAUGGGUCAUUAAGACAAAUACACUCUGAAACACUUCCUGUAAUGAUUUUGUGUACUGUUUUGCAAUUAUGGGUCUUAAAUCCUUAAACAGCUGUUGCAAUAGGGCUGCCAUACGACCUCCAAAACGGUGUCGAAAACGAAAUCCGCAAUCUGUUGCCGACAGAUAUUUUCUUCAAAAACCGACUCAAAAUUGUUACAACAAAGGUUCAUUAAUUGAUUUGCAACAGCCUGAAGUAUGAACAGGAUGUCAGCUAUGAAAAUGAAACUGUGGUCAGGUGCGCAGUGAAUGAACGGUGUGCGGGGCUGUAAUGUGUGAAAUUUGGCAGAACGGGAACAAUGUGUACAAUGGGAUGAUGGAUUCAUAAUCUGUUAAUAAGAUCUCCCUCCCAACAGCUGUGACGGAGCUUGAAUAGGAAGAAACCUCCUUUGGUCGUUGGAAUUUUCAGACAAAAACAGCUUACAUUGAUUCCAUAGCAAUCUGUUCCAGUCUUGCUUUAUAGGUGUUUAUGUUUUGUCAGAUCUGAUGAUUCAUUCUUACAUUUGAAACUGAACUUGUAUGUACUGUUAAUAAUCAGUUUAGGAACUACUGCCUGUAUUUUAUAAAAAUGCCAGGAUCAACAGUGAUCUUGUGUGGGAAGAGUAAUUAUAUGGGCAGGAUUUCACCAAAUUUUUAUUUGGGAGGAUUGGAUUGCAAGGAGGUGAACUGACUGGAUUUUGAUGAAAUGCAGAAGCAGAAAUGCUGAACUGAAAUGCAUUUCAAUUUUAUUGAUGAUAGAAUGUAUCCUUUUGAUGUGUACACACACAAACCUGCUUUCCCCUUUUCAUUAUAUUUGUUGUGUUGGAAAGCACUGCAUGUAGCUGGAACUUCUCGAUAAAAUUAAUUAAUUUUGUCUUACAUCUAACAAUCUUUAGACAUGUGGAAUUUUCCAGAGGUGAGAAAAAAGUAAUGUAACCAUUCAGAGAUAUUCUACUAGAAAUGCAUUUAACUCCUCUAACUCUGAACAUCUUACAUUAGAAAACUAAGAGACGUGUAGUUGUCACGUUCUGUUCCUCUGUAAGUCUAUGUAAUGAAAUUGUAGUAAUGUAUAUGUAAGUUCUGCAACCUGUAUGGCAUUCCUGAAACUGUGAUGUGCAUGUUGGAGUUACCAUACUGUAUGUACAGUACUUUUUUUUAAGACUUUGUGUUUAUCCAGCCCUAUGAUUCUUUUCUAGAGUGAUACCAUUACUCCUGCUUUUUUUUUCCAUCCCUGUAAUCCCUUUUUUAGCCCUCACAUCUCCACUCUUCAACUUUGACUACUGUUUCCUUUGAUCUUUGCCUUCUCUGGUCUCCCCAGUAUUUAUCCCUUUCGUUUUGUCCCCCUUGCCUCCAUUCCUUGUUCCCACACCCAUGUUCCAUGUACAUGUGCUGUUCAUCCUUUUGCCUUUCCCUCCUUCCCUCUCUAUUGCCCCCGCCCCCCUCUGUUCAUGCAUUUCCCACUCUUCUUCAGCCCCGUACUGGUGUUUAAGACUUUUCUAAGUUUAGGAUGUGUUUUAAUUUUUGUAAUGAUUAUGGUUAUUUGUACAAUUUAUUUGCAAAUUAUUUCAUUCAGAGAUUUUAUCUAUUUCUCAUGGAUGCCUGUAACUUAGUGGCGGGUAACCGUUGUUGGUCAUCAGAAAUAAAUCAAAUCAAAUUAAUUUAAAGUUAGUGGAUAAAUGCACUGGUGUAAAGUGUGAUCCGAAAGACUUGUACACUUUCUGUAACUACAUGUAUUAGUUCUUAAUAGCAAAAUAAACAGCUAGUAGUGAAAUAUAA
Molecule: messenger RNA, 6512 nt
Organism: Acanthaster planci (crown-of-thorns starfish)
Lineage: Eukaryota; Metazoa; Echinodermata; Asteroidea; Valvatida; Acanthasteridae
Gene: trappc11
Product: trafficking protein particle complex 11
Source: RefSeq, a predicted model, not a curated record